Molecule: messenger RNA, 729 nt
Organism: Egretta garzetta (little egret)
Lineage: Eukaryota; Metazoa; Chordata; Aves; Pelecaniformes; Ardeidae
Product: carboxymethylenebutenolidase homolog
Exons: 5
Coding region: 1-729 (242 amino acids)
Molecular function (GO): hydrolase activity
Source: RefSeq, a predicted model, not a curated record
AUGGCUGAUCCUUUCCUAUACAAUACUGGAGAAAGAUCUCGGUAUGGGUGCCUUGGACAUGAAGUACAAAUUGAGCACAUCAAGGCAUAUGUCUGUAGACCAUCUUUUUUCACAGACAAAGCUGUGAUCGUGAUUCAUGAUAUAUUUGGAUGGCUGUUCCCAGACAUUAGAUACAUAGUCGAUUUGAUUGCAGGUCAUGGAUACAUAACCAUCUGCCCAGACUUCUUCAAGGGGACAGACCCCUGGAAAACUACUGAUCACUGGGCUGACUUUGCUGACUGGAUGAAAGCUCAUGAUCCUAUGAAAGUAGACAAGGAAGCUGAUGUUGUCUUGAAGUAUCUAAAGGAACAAUGCGGUGCAAAGAAGAUUGGUAUCGUUGGGUUUUCCUGGGGUGGAAUGGCAGUACAUCACUUGAUGCUGAAAAAUCCUCAAUUAACCGCUGGGGUGUCCCUCUAUGGAAUAAUUAGGGACUCUGAAGAAAGAUACAAUUUACUAAAUCCCACAUUUUUCAUUUUUGGUGAGAAAGACCACACUAUUUCUUAUGAUCAGAUCACCUUACUGGAGGAGAAGUUGAAACAGUACUGUAAAGUCGCAUAUAAAAUUAAAGUUUAUCCUGGACAAGUUCAUGGGUUUGCACAGUUGAAGCCAGAAGAUAUGAAACCUGAUGAUAAACCUUAUAUUGAAGAAGCUAGAAAGGAUAUGAUUGAUUGGAUCAAAAUGUUUAUUUGA